Molecule: messenger RNA, 258 nt
Organism: Pochonia chlamydosporia 170
Lineage: Eukaryota; Fungi; Ascomycota; Sordariomycetes; Hypocreales; Clavicipitaceae
Exons: 1
Coding region: 1-258 (85 amino acids)
Source: RefSeq, a predicted model, not a curated record
AUGCCGCCUCCGGCCGAGCCAAUCAUCAGUCGCAAAUUACUAACUAGUGUUAUUGCCACUUUAGGACACAACAAACCAACUGGCAACAUGACUACAACUAUUCACAGCGUCGUGAUGCAUCCGAAAAGUGAGAGUCUCGGGUUCAUUCUAUGCCUGCCGAGUAAUGCUAGCUUCUUUCAAUCCUGCGGGCAUUCACCACGCAAGCAUGCCAGCUUGACGUCGCCAACAGUGGCAACGGCUGUGGACCCAGGCUGUUGA